Molecule: messenger RNA, 762 nt
Organism: Aspergillus welwitschiae
Lineage: Eukaryota; Fungi; Ascomycota; Eurotiomycetes; Eurotiales; Aspergillaceae
Product: mitochondrial 54S ribosomal protein uL6m
Exons: 3
Coding region: 1-762 (253 amino acids)
Biological process (GO): translation
Cellular component (GO): ribosome; mitochondrial large ribosomal subunit
Molecular function (GO): structural constituent of ribosome; rRNA binding
Source: RefSeq, a predicted model, not a curated record
AUGUCAUGUUACUUGUCUCAGAGCUGCUUUAGGCAGCUUGCGCGGAGUCCUUUGAGACAAGGACCUCUGCCCAACUUCCUCGUCCCUGCUUUCUCUCACCCUCUUCGGACACAACCUUUCUCGACCACGUCCCCGGUACAAUCGCGAGUUGGCGGCGCCGCGAUCACCGUGCCCCCGAAGGUGUCUCUGAAGUUCAUCGACCUCCCUCAGCCUAAGACCAAGGCCAAGUCGGUUGACUUCCCGAACAUGGCCGUUGAGGUCAAAGGACCCCUGGGUGAAUUGUCGCUGAACAUCCCUUCCUACGUGAAAAUCGACUACGAUGAAGCCCUUCGGAAAGCCACUCUGGCUGUUCAAGACUCAGAGAUCACUCACCAGCGUGCUAUGUGGGGAACCAUGCGCGCCCACCUACAGAACCACAUCCUCGGAGUGUCGGAAGGUCACAUUUGCAUUCUGAGUUUCGUUGGUGUUGGUUACAGAGCUAGCAUCGAACCCACGGCGACCACCGUUGAGCCCCAAUACCCCGGUCAACAGUUCGUGUCCCUGAAGGUUGGAUACUCGCACCCGAUUGAGCUGGGUAUUCCCCAGGGCGUCAAGGCCAGCACACCCCAGCCGACUCGUAUCCUGUUGGAGAGUGUGGACAAGCAGCUUGUGACCAAGUUCGCGGCGGAGAUCCGCGAAUGGCGCAAGCCGGAACCUUACAAGGGCAAGGGUAUCUUCGUCAACGGGGAGACGAUCAAGCUCAAGGACAAGAAGAUUCGGUGA